AUGUUGUAUACGGAUCUGGCUUCCGUUCAGGUUCAUGGCUUCUGUGAUGCUUCUAACAAGGCGUAUGGAGCAUGCCUCUACCUCCGCAGUACUACCUUCGGUGGUUCCGUAGAAGUGCGCCUCAUCACAGCCAAGUCCAAGGUUGCACCACUCGAAGAUCUGAAGCGGAAGAAAAGGGUUCAGAUCACUCCCCGGCUGGAACUCUCCGGAGCAUUGCUGCUCAGUCACCUAUACGAAAAGUUCGUCGCCAGCACAGCAAUUCAGCACACCGCCUUCUUUUGGACCGAUUUGACGAUCGUGAUGUACUGGCUCUCGUCGCUGCCGUUACGGUGGCAGAUGUUUGUUUCGAAUCGUGUGUCGGAAAUCCAACACGCCACAAAAGGAUGCCCGUGGAAACACGUAGCCGGUGAAGAAAACCCCGCCGACAUCAUCUCUCGGGGAAUGACACCGGCUCAGCUGCAAUACGAAAGGCUGUGCUUCGAGAGACCGCUGUGGCUUCGUCAGGACGCGAGCAUCUGGCCGUCGAAGGCUCCAGAAGAGGAAAUCGAUCCUGCCAUACUGGAAGAGAAGAAGGCCGUUGCGCUCCCAGCGACGGCUGAGUCCGUUAGCGAAAUAUUCAGUCUCCGUUCAUCGCUGUUCAGUUUAGUCAGGUUGGUCGCUGGCAUCCGCCGGUUCGUGCACAACACACAGCACAGACAGGACAGACGCACAGGAUUUCUGACGUUCCCCGAACAAGAGCAGGCCUUGACAUUCCUGGUUCAGCUGGCGCAACAAGAAGCCUUUCCAGCUGAGAUUGCAGCGUUGAACAAGAACAAUCCAGUCAGUCCAUCGUCUUCGAUAAGCAGGUUGAAUCCAGUUCUCGUCAAUGGAAUCCUCUGUGUGGGAGGCCGACUAGCCAAGGCGCCAGUGUCAGCGAGUCGGAAACAUCCGAUGAUUUUGAGCCACCAUCAUCCACUGGCAAGGUUGGUCCUGCACUACUACCAUUGCAAGCACUUCCAUUCCGGAUUACAGCUUCUCGUGUCCACCGUUCGUGAGCGUUUCUGGAUCACGCGCAUCAGGAGUCUUGCUAAUUCUGUGUUGCACGAAUGCGUUCGUUGCUUCCGAACCAGACCGAAGGUGCUAGACCAGCUAAUGGCCGAUCUUCCGUCGGAACGAGUCUCUCCGGCACCUCCAUUCCUUAGAGUAGGCGUGGAUUAUUGCGGACCGUUCCUGAUCAAAUACCCUGUUCACCGCGCGACUCCCACGAAACAUUACGUCGCCAUUUUCAUCUGCUUCGUUACGAAGGCAGUCCAUCUCGAGUUGGCUAGCGAUCUUACCAGCGAAGCCUUCCUUGCCGCCUUCAACAGGUUCGUGGCUCGCAGAGGAAAACCGAUCCUGGUCAUGUGCGACAACGCCACAAACUUCGUGGGAGCCAAGCGCCAACUGGAUGAAUUACGGCAGCUGUUCAUCGACCAAACGUUCCAGGAGUCCGUCGUCCAUGGAGAGAUCGAGGACGGCAUAGAAUUCCGCUUCAUUCCAGCAAGAUCUCCCAACUUCGUUGGUCUUUGGGAGGCCGCCGUGAAAUCCUUCAAGGGUCAUUUCAAGCGUACCAUCGGCGACCGUGUGCUGCAGUACGACGAGAUGAUCACCGUGUUACCACAAGUUGAAGCGAUCCUCAACUCCCGGCCCCUCACGCCGGUCAGUAACGAUCCGUCGGACUUCGAAGCGUUGACGCCAGGUCACUUCUUGGUUCAGCGACCGUUGACAGCAGUUCCAGAGCCAUCUCUAGAAGAUCUGCAGCGGAAUCGACUGUCCAUGUGGCAGCAAGCGCAAGACUACGUUCAGCAAAUCUGGACCAAGUGGUCCACUCAGUAUCUGUCCGAUCUCCAUAACCGGACCAAAUGGACCCGGAAACAGGACAACAUCUCUGUUGGGACUCUAGUCCUACUCAAGGAAGACAAGCUUCCGCCACUUAGGUGGAAAUUGGGCCGCGUCAUUCGGAUCCACCCCGGAUCAGAUGGCAACAUACGCGUUGUUACUGUGAAGGCCCAGGACGGCGAGUAUCAGAGGGCCAUUUCGAAAAUUUGCGUCCCUCCGAUCCGCGACAACCUGGAGUCUGAGCAGAUCUAA
Messenger RNA from Aedes albopictus (Asian tiger mosquito), 2109 nucleotides. RefSeq lists its product as uncharacterized. NCBI's taxonomy places the organism in Eukaryota, Metazoa, Arthropoda, Insecta, Diptera, Culicidae. The record is from RefSeq and is a predicted model, not a curated record. Bases 1 to 2109 code for a protein of 702 amino acids. The transcript is spliced from 2 exons. Gene Ontology annotation, biological process: DNA integration. Gene Ontology annotation, molecular function: nucleic acid binding.